Ilyonectria robusta is the source of this 534-nucleotide messenger RNA. RefSeq lists its product as uncharacterized. Bases 1 to 534 code for a protein of 177 amino acids. The transcript has 2 exons. The record is from RefSeq and is a predicted model, not a curated record. Lineage: Eukaryota; Fungi; Ascomycota; Sordariomycetes; Hypocreales; Nectriaceae.
AUGGAGGGAGGGGCGGCGGAUCAGCAGCAAGGGACGGCGUCGGGUCGUGGGAGGCGACGGAGAGCGGGCCCGGGGCUAGUUCAAAGGAAAGACGGUUCGACACUGGGGCCGGAGGAAAAGAGAGGGAGGGAAGCCCGUUGUGUGGCGAGGGAGAGAGAGGAGCGGAGUGAGAGGGAGUGGGCGAGGGUGGGAGAGGAAAUUCAGCCCAGGUACAGAGGGAUGCACAAUGCCGUUGCCAAUCAAUCAAUGGCCGUUGUGUUGUAUCUCAACCCAACCCAAAGACCGAGACCAAGCAAAAGACCAAGUCCCAGCGACCAACACACCACACACACCACUACGGCCAGCCAGCGUAGCCCUGGAGCUGGCACGGCCUGCGAGCCAUCCACUGUAAGAGGGACGUGUGGCAGACAUGGGGGCUACCCGGGGGGCAUCCAUGCAAGGGCCCUUCGGGGUACGGAGGUGCACGGCGCCGUGCGUGGGCCACCCAGCGCUGAUGCAGCUGAUGCUGUGGAUGCAGUGGAUGCAUCGAUGUAG